AUGGAUUCAACGAACGUCAAGGAAACUGAAAAGCACUGCGUUCUAUGCUGCCAAGAGAUCGACAUUUUCGCGUUCGGAAAAUGCGACCACCCGGUGUGUUAUCGCUGCUCCACCAAAAUGAGGGUGCUAUGCGAGCAGAAGUACUGCGCCGUCUGCCGGGAGGAGCUCGACAAGGUGGUGUUUGUAAAGUCCGCACAGGCCUUUUCUUCUCUGCCACAUCAUCAGUUCCCCUGUGAGAAGACGCAUGACAUCUAUUUUGGUGAUGAGAUGAUCUAUGCUCAGUACAGACAUCUGCUGUUGUCACAAUGUCCCUGCUGUUCUGAAGCUAAGGUUUUCUCCAGGUUUGUAGAGCUGGAGCAGCACAUGAGGAAGCAGCAUGAGCUCUUUUGUUGCAAGCUCUGUACAAAGCACUUGAAGAUUUUCUCCCACGAGCGGAAGUGGUACAACCGCAAAGAACUUGCACGCCACCGAGCACACGGAGACCCAGACGACACGAGUCACAGAGGACACCCGCUCUGCAAAUUCUGCGAUGACCGCUACCUAGACAACGAUGAGCUGCUCAAACACUUGAGAAAGGAUCACUACUUCUGUCACUUCUGCGAUGCCGACGGCUCCCAGGAAUACUACAGUGAUUAUCAGUACUUGAGUGAGCACUUCCGAGAAAGCCACUAUUUGUGCGAGGAGGGCCUCUGCGCCACCGAGCAGUUCACUCAUGCAUUCCGCACCGAGAUCGACUACAAGGCACACAAAGCUUCGGCGCACAGCAAGAGCCGAGCGGAGGCACGACAAAACCGACACAUAGACCUGCAGUUCAGCUUGGCGCCAAGACAACAGAGAAGAAAUGAAGGCACGGUGACUGGUGAAGAUUAUGAAGAAGCUCGUCACCAACGAGGGGGAAGAGGAAGACUCCAGAUGGGGCAGAAGAGCUGGCGCUACUCUCGUGAGGAUGAGGACAGAGAGGUAGCAGCAGCUAUGCGGGCCUCGAUGGUGAUGCGUCGACAAGAGGACCGAAUGGCAGCGCUGGAGAGGAGCGCUCCUAAACACUAUAGGGAAGAGAGGACUGACAGAACUGAAUCGGAAGAGCAAAGUCCCAGAACAGGACCAAUCAAACCAACAACUAAACCCCCAGUAAGGACAAUGAGGAGUUUAAAUCCAACAGAGGAUGAUGACUUUCCAGUAUUGGGAGCUGCUGCACCACCUGCCAUCAUGAAGUCCUGUCCACCGGUGGUUCCCCCGGCUCCUAGAUCCCUGCAGGAAGAUGACUUCCCCAGUCUUUCAGUAGUCAAAGUCACAGCCCCUAUGACACCGUCUUACCCUGCUCAACCGAAGAAGUCGUCGUCUUUUCAAGAAGAGGAUUUUCCCGCUCUCGUGUCCAAAAUCCAUCCCGUCAAAUCUGCAACGGGCAAGAACUCGGCAUGGUCCACUCACACUGCUCCAGCUCAGUCUAAGGCUCAGCCCCCUCCUUCCGUCAGACCCCCUCCUCCACUCUCUGCAGAAUUCUCCAGCCCCCAAAUUCUGACGUCCUCAACUUCCUCAUCGUCAAGGAGAAAAAAGAAAGUCGGGGAGAGCGGAAAAGAGGCUCCCGCACGCUUGCCUAUUUCCUCCUCUGACGACGAGAGCGGCGGAAUGACGCAGCAGGAGUUCCGCUCGGUACCCACGAUGCUCGACAUUUCAUCUCUACUCACAGUAAAAGGAAGCGAUAGCAAAACCUCGACAGCGACCAGCAAACCUUCAACUCUGUCCCCCAGCGCUAGUCUAACAACAACUAAAGCCAGCAAAAAGAAAAAACAAAAGAACGCGACUGCUCCUUCGAACUCAACUUCGGGGACGCCCGCCUUUGCAAAGACUCUUUCGGUGGAAACGGCGGCUCAAAAGGAGAACGUCCCUGAAAAAACGAGGAAUAAAUCCUCGAGUUCAGCGCCGGUAACGGCACCGAGCCGAUUGAUCAAUGGCUUUAAUGAGAAAACGGUCGUUGGUAAAGAGGCAGUUACAGCACCGCUACAGGCCAACACAGAUGCUCUUGCAGAACCAGAAGAGGAUUUCCCGGCCCUUAAGACCAAGAAGCCUCCUCCAGGGUUCAAGUCCUCCUUCCCAAUAAAGUCGUCAACUGCAGCUCCAUCGUCCCCUAUGCCUCCGCCUCCACCUGGCCUAGGGCUCUCAGCCACUAAGCCCCCACCAGGGUUUACAGGUAUCCCCCUCAACAGUAAUGUGGUGGAGACCCCUCCUCUGGCAGUAAACCUCCUUCCUAAAACGUCAGACUGCGGUUACCUGGUUCCAGAGGACUUCAAUCAAAGGAACCUAGAACUAAUUCAGUCCAUUAGGAAGUACCUCCAUGAUGACGAGUCCAAGUUCAAUCAGUUCAAGAACUACUCUGCACAAUUUAGACAGGGUGUUCUCUCCGCUGCCCAGUAUCACAGCAGCUGUAAGGACUUGCUGGGCGAGGACUUCAACCGCAUCUUCAACGAGCUGCUGGUGCUGCUGCCCGACACCGUCAAGCAGCAGGAGCUCCUGACUGCGCACGGCGACUGCAAGGCUAAGGAGAAGCAGUCGGGAACGGGAGGAGGAAAGAAAAACAAGAACAAGAAAAACGCAUGGCAGGCGGCCAGCACACAGGCCAACGCAAAUGCCGCUGAGCUGGACUGCCAAGUGUGCCCCACGUGCAGACAGGUGCUCGCCCCCAAGGAUUUCAACUCCCACAAGACGCUGCACAUGAGAGAGAAUGACGAGUUCCCUUCCUUGCAGUCCAUUAGCAGAAUUAUCAGCUAG
This is a messenger RNA of Nerophis lumbriciformis (worm pipefish), 2766 nucleotides long. The record is from RefSeq and is a predicted model, not a curated record. NCBI's taxonomy places the organism in Eukaryota, Metazoa, Chordata, Actinopteri, Syngnathiformes, Syngnathidae.